AUGGGCAAUGAAAAUAUUUCGAUUCUUUGCUACACUGAUGACGCUGUGCUGAUUGCAGAAAACGAGGACGACCUGCAGAGGCUUCUACAUAUAUGUAAACUCGUCGUCGAUGACCAAACUAUACAGCAAGAGAUGACGUUCAAAUACUUGGGAAUAGAGCUUUGUGGUUUCGGGGAUGUGGAGUCUGAGGUGAGACAACAGGUAAAUAAGGCAAUGAGAACAGCUGGAUGCUUGAACGACACCAUAUGGAAUAACAAACACUUGCGAACCGAGACAAAGGCAAGAAUCUACAAAGCUGCCAUAAGACCAAUAAUGACGUACACAGCAGAAACCCGACCAGACACAACGAAAACUAAGAGGUUGUUGGAAACAUGCGAAAUGAAAGUCCUGAGGAAAAUAGCUGGAAAAACGCUAUUAGAUAGAGAGCGCAGUGACAACAUAAGAAAAAUGUGCGGGGUGGAAGAGGUGAAUGAGUGGAUCCUGAGGAGAAAGCACGAGUGGAAUGCACAUAAAGACCGAAUGGAUCAUGAGAGAAUCGCACGUGAUAAAUCACCAACGGGAAAGAGAAGUAUAGUAAGACCGCGGAAAAGGUGGAGCGAUAACCUGACUACCAACUGA
Molecule: messenger RNA, 618 nt
Organism: Harmonia axyridis
Lineage: Eukaryota; Metazoa; Arthropoda; Insecta; Coleoptera; Coccinellidae
Exons: 2
Coding region: 1-618 (205 amino acids)
Source: RefSeq, a predicted model, not a curated record